GCCACGGACUGACGGACGGGCGUGCGCGGGGGGCGCAGGGCGCGGGGCGCGGGCCUCGGCGGCGGCGGCGGCGGCGGCGGCGGCGGAAGCCUGGUGCCCCCGCCCGCCUGGUCCUCUCUGAGAGCAGAGGCAGCGCCGCGGGCGCGGGGGGCGGCGGCGCGGGGAGGCGCGGGGGGCGCGGAGCGAGCGCGGCCCGCCCGGGCGCCGCCGACCCGGCCCAGCGCACGGACGCGCGGACGGACGGACGGUCGGACGGACGCGGACGGACGCGGCCCCUCCCUGCCGCCGCCGCCCGCCCGGGGCUCCCACCUCGCCGGCGCCGGGCCCGGGAGCGAUGACAUCGACGGGGAAGGACGGCGGCGGGGCGCAGCACGCGCAGUAUGUGGGGCCCUAUCGGCUGGAGAAGACGCUGGGCAAGGGGCAGACAGGCCUCGUGAAGCUGGGGAUUCACUGUGUCACAUGCCAGAAGGUGGCCAUCAAAAUUGUCAACCGGGAGAAGCUCAGCGAGUCUGUGUUGAUGAAGGUGGAGCGGGAGAUUGCCAUCCUGAAGCUCAUCGAACACCCUCACGUUCUAAAGCUGCACGAUGUUUAUGAAAACAAAAAAUAUUUAUACCUGGUGCUAGAACACGUGUCUGGUGGAGAGCUCUUCGACUACCUUGUCAAGAAGGGCAGGCUGACCCCCAAAGAGGCUCGGAAGUUCUUCCGACAGAUCAUCUCUGCGCUAGACUUUUGCCACAGCCACUCCAUAUGCCACAGGGAUCUGAAGCCAGAAAACCUUCUACUGGAUGAGAAGAACAACAUCCGAAUCGCGGAUUUCGGCAUGGCGUCGCUGCAGGUUGGCGACAGCCUGCUGGAGACCAGCUGCGGGUCCCCCCACUACGCCUGCCCCGAGGUGAUCCGGGGGGAAAAGUAUGACGGCCGCAAGGCGGACGUGUGGAGCUGCGGCGUGAUCCUGUUCGCCCUGUUGGUGGGGGCUCUGCCCUUUGACGACGACAACCUGAGGCAGCUGCUGGAGAAGGUGAAGCGGGGUGUUUUCCACAUGCCGCACUUCAUCCCGCCCGACUGCCAGAGCCUGCUGCGCGGCAUGAUCGAGGUGGACGCGGCCCGGCGCCUCACGCUAGAGCACAUUCAGAAACACAUAUGGUAUAUAGGGGGCAAGAACGAGCCGGAGCCGGAGCAGCCCAUCCCCCGCAAGGUGCAGAUCCGCUCGCUGCCCAGCCUGGAGGACAUCGACCCCGACGUGCUGGACAGCAUGCACUCGCUGGGCUGCUUCCGGGACCGCAACAAGCUGUUGCAGGACCUGCUGUCCGAGGAGGAAAACCAGGAGAAAAUGAUUUAUUUCCUCCUCCUGGACCGGAAAGAAAGGUACCCGAGCCACGAGGACGAGGACCUGCCCCCCAGAAACGAAAUAGACCCUCCUCGGAAGCGUGUGGACUCCCCAAUGCUGAACCGGCAUGGCAAGCGGCGGCCGGAACGCAAGUCCAUGGAGGUGCUCAGCGUGACAGACGGCGGCUCCCCGGUGCCCGCGCGGCGGGCCAUCGAGAUGGCCCAGCAUGGCCAGAGUAAAGCAAUGUUCAGUAAAAGCCUGGAUAUCGCUGAAGCCCACCCCCAAUUCAGCAAAGAAGACAGGUCCAGGUCUAUCAGCGGCGCCUCCUCGGGCCUCUCCACCAGCCCGCUGAGCAGCCCCCGGGUGACCCCUCACCCCUCUCCAAGGGGUAGUCCCCUCCCCACCCCUAAGGGGACGCCCGUGCACACGCCCAAGGAGAGCCCGGCAGGCACACCCAACCCCACGCCACCGUCCAGCCCCAGCGUCGGAGGGGUGCCCUGGAGGACACGGCUUAACUCCAUCAAGAACAGUUUCCUGGGGUCACCUCGCUUCCACCGCCGGAAAUUGCAGGUUCCAACACCCGAGGAGAUGUCCAACCUGACCCCGGAGUCGUCCCCAGAGCUCGCCAAGAAGUCGUGGUUUGGGAACUUCAUCAACCUGGAGAAGGAGGAGCAGAUCUUCGUGGUUAUCAAGGACAAGCCCUUGAGCUCCAUCAAAGCCGACAUUGUUCACGCCUUCCUGUCGAUCCCCAGCCUCAGCCACAGCGUCAUCUCCCAGACCAGCUUCCGGGCUGAGUAUAAGGCGACAGGGGGCCCGGCGGUGUUCCAGAAGCCGGUCAAGUUCCAGGUGGACAUCACCUACACCGAGGGCGGGGCAGCGCAGAAGGAGAAUGGCAUCUAUUCUGUCACAUUCACGCUCCUGUCAGGCCCGAGCCGCCGCUUCAAGAGGGUCGUGGAGACCAUUCAGACCCAGCUACUGAGCACACACGACCAGCCCUCCGCCCAGCAUUUGUCAGACACCACUAACUGUAUGGAAAUGAUGACGGGGAGGCUUUCCAAAUGUGGCAGCCCAUUGAGUAACUUCUUUGACGUAAUUAAACAACUUUUUUCAGACGAGAAGAACGGGCAGGCGGCCCAGGCCCCCAGCACGCCCGCCAAGCGGAGUGCCCACGGCCCACUCGGUGACUCCGCGGCCGCUGGCCCCGGCCCUGGAGGGGACGCCGAGUACCCAACGGGCAAGGACACGGCCAAGACGGGGCCGCCCGCCGCCCGCCGCGAGCAGCCUUAGACACAUAGCCCCCUCCCCCAGCACGGCCCUGACAGUGGCCCCCAAGGCCAGCCCCGCCGCCCGCCCGCCCGCCGCCGCCCGCCCGCCCGCGUGGACCCGGGGCCGCGCCCGUCCGCCCGGCUAGACUGUUGCGGAGCCGGGGAGGAAAGGAAAGGGGGCACCGGGGGCCAGCGCCUGCGGCGGGGCCCGCCCGUGCUCGCUCUUUCUCUCACUGUCUCUCUCUCUGCCUGCCUCUGACAACGCCACUGUUUCCGCUCUGAUACCAGGAAUUAUCCCGAAAAGUUAACAUGUCACCUCCACGAGGCCGUCCUCUGUGCUCCGCGCCGGACACCGGCUGACCGAAGGCAGCUGCCGCGGACCCGCCCUCUCUCGUCUCCUGCUGCUGCCGCCCGCGGCGAGGCCCCGCCCACCCGCGCGCCGCACCGCCCCCGCCCGCCCCGCCCGCGGCGAGGCCCCGCCCACCCGCGCGCCGCGCCGCCCCCGCCCGCCCCGCCCGCGGCGAGGCCCCGCCCACCCGCGUGGCGGCUCCGCGCCGGCCGGCCGGCCGGCCGGGCUCCGGACUCGCGGCGACCUCCCCGGCCGGGCCGCGGCGGGGCGGGACAGCCGAAGUCAGCCGGCCCGCCGGCCAGCCUGCACGCGGCCUCCCCCGGCACGGCCCCUGCCUGCAGCCGCCCGCCCGCCCCGCCGCUCGCUCGCGUCCACCCGCCCCCUCCCCACCCCCCCCUUCCCCGCUCGCCUGGGGCUGCAGCGUGCUCUCGCGCUUGGCGACCCUGCCUGGCCCGGGUGGACCCUGACCCUGCAGGCACCGGAGCCGCCUGCCUGCUCCACGGCUGGCCGAGAUCAGUAUUAUUUAUUUGCUGUUUUAACUUAUUGAGUUUCUUUCACUUCUCUGUUCAGGGAAGGGGCAGCAGCAGCGUCCUCCUGCCAUCUGUGUGUCUUGGGCAGGGCGGGGUCUGGGACCGAGGAGGCGCCCUGAGGAGGGAGCCGUCGGAGCGCUGGGGGGCGGCGGGGGGCAGGCCGGUGGAUGCAGCGCCGGCAAGCUACUGUAAACUUUAAAGAAUUCCUGCAAGAUAUUUUUAUAAACUUUUUUUUCUUGGUUGUUUUUGGAAAAGGGUGUGGGGGUGGGGGGAGCCGCUGGGGCAGGGCUAGGUUUUGUGUUCAGGUCUUUGCUCUUGGUUCUUUCUAUAUACAUACACAUAUAUAUAUUUAAAGAACGGCGCGGUUCGCUCUGUCCCAUGUUCUGUCCGGUUACUGUGUAGACGCAACUCCAGUCCCACGGGGUGGGGGGGGUAGGGACGGGGCAGGGCGCUGUCUCCUAGCAGGAUGGCCCUGCCCAGGGCCCCUCUGUCAGGCCCAGGCUGGGGACCAUCUUGGUUUUGUCUGAGAGUGGGGAUCGGAGGAAGGCCCUGGGCUGGCUCCCACACACGGGACAGCAGAGGCACCGCAGGGUUUUUUACUAAAAUGACAAAAAGUAAAAAAAAAAAAAAGAAAAGGAAAAAGUUGGCGGCGUCCUCCGCAGUGUGUGUUCUCUGUACACAGCAAGGUCACGGGGUGUGGCCGCCUCACUCCGUCCCUGUCCCCAGCUUCUGCUUGUUUCUGUUGGUGGGCCCGGUCCCUCCAGGCUGGCACAGGCCCCCGUGGUGUUGAGAGUGCGCGGGGGGGCCUGGCCGCUGUUGGGAGGCACCAGGCCAGCGGCGGGCCAGGAUGGCAGGUUUUGAUUGCAUGCCUUCGCUGUAACGAGUCCACUUUGCUUUUGGUGUGUCUUCCGCCUCCCCGCCCGCCCUGCCCCCCUCCCAUCGUGGACAGCUUUUAAUGCUUCUGUUACAUUGACCCCCCCCCCCCACCACAGGCUGGGAUUUCAAUACAUAAGAAACAAUUAAACACCUAUAACAGCAUAAGCCACGCGGUACAAGCGGGAGGGGCUUCUCCAGAGACAGAAGACACCGAAAGCAAUACCUCUUGUUAGCCUUCCUCUUUUGUACUCGGGACACACGCAGACGUCACGGAAACGAACAAGCCCCACCCCGUGUAUCCCCUGUCAAAUAACUGUGAGCAACCUUAGUUCUGGAACAAUAAAUUCCUUCAGUAAAAAUA
Molecule: messenger RNA, 4708 nt
Organism: Leopardus geoffroyi (Geoffroy's cat)
Lineage: Eukaryota; Metazoa; Chordata; Mammalia; Carnivora; Felidae
Gene: BRSK2
Product: BR serine/threonine kinase 2
Exons: 21
Coding region: 335-2614 (759 amino acids)
Biological process (GO): protein phosphorylation; intracellular signal transduction; microtubule cytoskeleton organization
Cellular component (GO): cytoplasm
Molecular function (GO): protein serine/threonine kinase activity; ATP binding; tau-protein kinase activity
Source: RefSeq, a predicted model, not a curated record